Chaetomium strumarium is the source of this 654-nucleotide messenger RNA. RefSeq lists its product as uncharacterized. Gene Ontology annotation, molecular function: fatty acid elongase activity. NCBI's taxonomy places the organism in Eukaryota, Fungi, Ascomycota, Sordariomycetes, Sordariales, Chaetomiaceae. Gene Ontology annotation, cellular component: membrane. The record is from RefSeq and is a predicted model, not a curated record. Bases 1 to 654 code for a protein of 217 amino acids. The transcript has a single exon.
AUGGCCCUCCAGUCCCUGCUCUACCUUUCCGUCUGGGGGCUAACCUCCCUCUACGUCCGUCUUAACGGCUCUUCUAAGACCAUCGCACCAACUUUCAUGAAAUACAACAACCGCUUGUAUUCACUCGCCUCUCUUGUCCUCCUCCUGCUGAUCCUCUUGUCCGGUAUGAACCCGCAAUACGACGCAACCGCUCGAACCCUCUUCCACGCCUCCAAGUUCUACGAAUACCUCGACAUCCUGAGCGUCACGGCGGCCGGCGGCUCCGUCAAUCUGCACUUCGGCUUCCACCACCUCACCACGCCGUGGCUGACUUUUGUGAGGGUCCUCCCCGAUUCGCCCAGGAGCCAUGCAGGGUGGAGGUGGUUUGCUGCCGCGAACACGGCACACCACGCGCUGAUGUAUGCGUAUUUCGGGGGGUGGGCGCAAACCCAGCGGAUGAGGGAGAUAUUGCUCUGGACGGGCGAGGUGCAGUUGUGGAUCGGCAUGCUGACGGACGGGUGGGUGGUUUCUGAGCGGUUGGUGGCGAGAGGGGAGGGCGACGACGAUGUCUGGAGGUUGAUGGUGUCCGCGGGGUUGCUCGGGACGUAUUUCAUUCUGAAUAGAAGGGAGCUUAGGGAGAAAGAGAGGGAGGAGCGGAGAGGGAAGGAGGACUAG